AUCCGGUACUCUGGUAGCACGUAACGUAUUUGGCUGGCCGGACAGCACUGUGCCUGUGUUCAUAUAGUUCAGAGGCUCAGAGCCCAGCUCAGCUCCGAUCCUCCGGCCGGCUCGCUCGAUCAUCAGGCAAAAAUCACCCCAAAUCAACACCAACAUGGCUCUCAACCACGUGGUGGCAGCGGCCAUCAACCUAGCGGCGGCGCUGCUCUCGAUCCCGGUGAUCGCGGCGGGCAUCUGGCUGUCAACGCAGACCGACAACGCCUGCGUCAACCUCCUCCAGUGGCCGCUCAUCGGGCUCGGCAUCGCCAUCCUGGCCGUCGGCCUCGCGGGCUUCGUGGGCGCGCUCUGGCGCCUCCCCCGUCUCCUCCUCGCCUACCUCGUCGCCAUGCUCAUCCUGGCCCUCUCCCUCGCCUCCCUCGUCGUCUUCGUCUUCCUCGUCACGACCGGCAGCUCGGGACGCCCCGUGCCCAGCAGGGCCUUCCUCGAGUACGACCUCGACGACUACUCCGGCUGGCUGCGACAGCGACUGGAUUCCGCUAGCCGCUGGGACGGCAUCAAGACUUGCCUGGCGUCCACGCCAAUUUGCCCGAGCCUGAACCAGACGUAUGCGACGGCGGAGGGCUUCUUUGCGGCGAGAUGGCUGUCCCCUGUGGAGUCCGGGUGCUGCAAGCCGCCCACCAGGUGCGGCUACACGUUCGUGAACCCGACGUUCUGGAUCAGCCCGAUCGACGGCGCCGUGGAUCCUGACUGCGCUGCGUGGAGCAACGACCAGGCCCAGCUCUGCUACUCCUGCUCCUCCUGCAAGGCCGGCGUGCUCCAGAACCUGCGCCGGGAGUGGCGCCGUGCGGACCUCAUACUCCUUGUUGCUGCACUUGGUCUUCUCGCUGUUUACGCCGUUGGAUGCUACACGUUCCGCCAAGCCAAGACUGACAAUCUCUUCCGCCGCUACAGGCAGGGCUACACCUAGCUAGUAAACACAUGAAUUCCUUGUACAAGUGUACGUGUCCCGAUUAUCUUCUUUUCAGAAUCAACGAGUACCUAGUUCAUA
Molecule: messenger RNA, 1048 nt
Organism: Brachypodium distachyon (stiff brome)
Lineage: Eukaryota; Viridiplantae; Streptophyta; Magnoliopsida; Poales; Poaceae
Product: protein TORNADO 2
Exons: 1
Coding region: 155-967 (270 amino acids)
Biological process (GO): auxin-activated signaling pathway
Cellular component (GO): plasma membrane; plasmodesma
Source: RefSeq, a predicted model, not a curated record